AUGGGGAGAUGGAACUCCACCAGUGUGCCUGGCUUCAUCCUCAUGGGGCUGACGGAAUCUGCAGAGACACAGCUGGUCCUCUCCGUGCUCUUCCUCCUGAUUUACCUGAUCACGGUGCUGGGUAACUCAGGGAUGAUAUUGAUCAUCCACCUGGAUCCCCAGCUGCAAACCCCCAUGUACUUUUUCCUCACUCACCUGUCAUUUCUCGACCUCAGCUACUCAAGCGUCAUCUCCCCUAAAACCUUACAGAACUUACUGACUUCCACCAAGAGCAUCUCCUUCCUGGGUUGCUUCACACAGAUGUCCCUCUUUAGCAUUUUUGCUAUUUCAGAAUGUUACCUUCUCUCCUCCAUGGCCUAUGAUCGCUAUGUAGCUAUCUGUAGGCCCCUGCACUAUCCAGUCAUUAUGUCCACAAGAUUGUGCCGUGCCCUGCUCACUGGCUCCUAUAUGAUUGGCCUCGUUGAUUCCACUGUCAAUGCGAUUUCCAUGAGCAGACUGGACUUCUGCAACUCUAAUGUCAUCCAGCACUUCUUUUGUGACACAUCCCCAAUUAUAGCCCUGUCCUGCAGUGACACUUCUGAGAUAGAAAUCAUAAUUUUCAUUUGUGCUGGAUCCAAUUUAGUGCUGUCCCUGAGCACCAUAUCUGGAUCCUAUCUGUUCAUCCUCUCCACAAUCCUGAAAAUUAAUUCCACUGCUGGGAAGAAGAAAGCCUUCUCCACCUGUGCCUCCCACCUCCUGGGAGUCACCAUCUUCUACAGCACUAUGAUCUUUACUUACCUAAAACCGAAGACGUCCUACUCCUUGGGCAGGGAUCAGGUGGCUUCUGUGUUUUACACGAUUGUGAUCCCCAUGCUGAACCCUCUCAUCUACAGUCUCAGAAACAAAGAGGUGAAGAGCGCUGCCCUGAGAGUCCUGCAAAAGAGAGAGGGUUCUAGAAAAUUAAAAUACUAG
Messenger RNA from Fukomys damarensis (Damara mole-rat), 951 nucleotides. RefSeq names its product olfactory receptor 8H1. The record is from RefSeq and is a predicted model, not a curated record. The transcript has a single exon. Gene Ontology annotation, biological process: G protein-coupled receptor signaling pathway; sensory perception of smell. Gene Ontology annotation, cellular component: membrane. Gene Ontology annotation, molecular function: olfactory receptor activity; odorant binding; G protein-coupled receptor activity. Bases 1 to 951 code for a protein of 316 amino acids. NCBI's taxonomy places the organism in Eukaryota, Metazoa, Chordata, Mammalia, Rodentia, Bathyergidae.